CUCUUCUGGCAUUCACCAUUUCACUAUAUACUUUCAUGUUGUUGCAUCAGCUGCUCUCCAAUUAUGGUGAUGAAAAGUUUGAAGCAUGCAAUGAAACGAGCAACACCAAUAAUUGCAGAGUAUUUGGGUGGUGCAGUUAGUUGUAAUGUUUAUUGCAUGACUGAUUCUCGAGCUGACGGUUUUGGUGUCUCUUCAUGUAUUCUUAGCAGCCUCGAAGAUGCUAGAGUGUCACCAGAAAAGAAAGUGCAAGCAAUUGUGGUAAAGAGCAACUUCAAUCCAGUUCGAAAUUACGAGGAGUUAAUGCUUUCUAUUCCGCAACAUCAUGGGUCUGUAAUUACACUUGAACACCUACAAUAGGCAUGUGAACGGGAGCUUCACCAUUAGCCUCAUGUACAGAAAUAAGAAUGAGUGAGACGGUGUAGUGUCAAUGGUAUUUGAUUGAAUGCAACACCUUUUUGACAGUAUGAUUCCCUUUGGUAGCAUUCAAAACAAUCUUGAAGUUGUCGUUUAUCAAGUUGAUGAGAUCGUUGAAUUC
Capsicum annuum is the source of this 535-nucleotide messenger RNA. RefSeq lists its product as uncharacterized. Gene Ontology annotation, biological process: fatty acid biosynthetic process. NCBI's taxonomy places the organism in Eukaryota, Viridiplantae, Streptophyta, Magnoliopsida, Solanales, Solanaceae. Gene Ontology annotation, molecular function: 3-oxoacyl-[acyl-carrier-protein] synthase activity. The record is from RefSeq and is a predicted model, not a curated record.